GUUCACUGUGCUUGAUCUAUCAUCAGGACUGGUAUAUACUACUCAUGAUACGGCAAAUAACUCCUUAAGGAACGGAAGGGAGUUGUAUAUGUGAAUCAAGUCUGUUUUAUUUACCAUGGCUAACUUGCGACAUGCUGCGCGAAGCUUGUUUCGGUCUAACAAUGGCGGUCGCGUUGCGCCAGAGUGGAUUGGAUUGCAGUUGUUCAGUCGUCGAAGUCGCACUCCAACAAUACCACCUUCUGAUGUCAUCGGCGAUCUUGAAACACCACCGACUCUUCCGAGGAUGAAAUUAGCAGACACACGAGCACUUUCAAUCUUCCAUUCUCUCGCAAGAACUUCACAACGAGCAACAAAAGCAUGGACUUCGCGCUUCCCCGGUUGGAGAGGCGGGCUUGCCAGUUUCGUCGCACUUGCGUCGUUGGUGCUCAUUAUCAACCUCACUGGACUUAUCUGGGCUGUGACGCACCUGGAUGAUAACCCAUUUGCAACAAUUACAAUGCGCAGCUGUGAUGAGAUAUCGCAAUUGGGGGGUUACUCCAGCCUUGUUAUUAAUGUCUUGAGUACUACCCUACUGGCUGCGUCUAACUAUUGUAUGCAGUGCUUGACUUCGCCUACUCGAGCUGAAGUUGAUGCUGCGCAUGCUGCGGGUAAAUCUUUGCGUAUUGGGGCUCUUAGUUGGAGGAAUGUUUUUCGGUAUAGGAAGAGAAGGAUGGGUUUACUUGUUGCGCUGCUUUUGAGUAGCUUACCACUCUUUUCCAUUUACAACUAUGCUGUUAUACCCCAAAUGGCGCUGCAGCCGGAUUUCUACUAUGUUUGGGUUACCCCUGACUUCCUCAACGGCGCUGGCUUUAAUAUAAGUAGCAAGCUGGACCUCACGAAUGUUGAUUGGUAUUGGAGAUACACGCGGAAUCACACAGUUGAUGAAUAUUUUCAUAAAUUACAAGAUCAGAUUUGGAGGGCAGAAUUGUGGGAGAAUAUGUCGGUGGCUAACUGUAUGCAGAAGUACCAGGUGCCGCCAUCCGAUCUUGGUACUGUUCUACUUGUGACAGAGAAAUUGCCUGAUUUUAGCAUUACUUCUUCAGUCACGAGCAUCGAUGUUACUAAGAAUGUAACACAAAGUCUCCUCAAAAUUGGCUUGGGCAAUUACGGCGAGCCUUAUCCGUGGGAAUGGCAGUACAGGUCUCUUGACGAAUGGCGCCGUAUGAUCCCUGGUUGGAGAACAGUCUACUGCCUCGCCAGAAAGGCUACACCUCGAUGCCGCUUACAGGUCCAUGUAUGGUUCCUGUUAGUCGUGGUGAUCCUGAAUAUCAUCAAGUUAGGUUGCUUACUUCGAACAUUCUGGGAACAGCAGGACGCUCCAUUCAUCAAUAUGGGAGAUGCAAUCGCAUCAUUUCUUCAGCGCCCCUGUCAGUUGACCAAGGGAUCAUGUCUGCUCACACAAAGUGAGCUCACGAAACACCUGCAGCAGGAGGGUGACAAUCUGGAAGAUUCAACGCAGACGAGACCAAGACGAUAUGAGGCAAGAGCCGUUCGCCUCUACUCAUCCAUCAGCUACCUUAGUUGGUCAACCUACAUCAUUGUUGUUAUGUUUGCAUUGCUUGCUGCUGCUUCUGGUUUCAACAAGAUUAUCAUCGUGUAUCGUGACAACAUCAAGCCAAGUCUUAGCAUUUUCUGGAAAUCUGGCUUUGGCAAAUUGAAUUUGUCUUUAGCCGGUGUCCUCCACCCAGAUUGGUGCACCCAAUCUCCCACAUGCAGCGACUUGGGCUUACUGGAAGUCUACAAUAUGUUCGCUGGAUCUCUCCCUCAGAUUGUCGUGGCCUUGGCUUAUUUCCUCCUCAAUGCUUAUUUAACACAAAUUGUGCAGCUGCAGGAGUGGCUACGCUUGGAACAGCGUCGACAGGCUCUCAGAGUCACAACGCCGGAACCCAAUUCGGAACAAACAUCAACGUAUUGGCUCUCUCUUCCUUACAGAUACAGCAUCCCUCAGAUACUAUCUUCAAUGAUGUUGAGCUGGCUAGCUUCUCACACUGUCUUCUUUACACGGUUUAAACUGUAUGUCGAAGAUGGAAAUCAUUAUGACUAUCCUGUUUCACAAACGUCACCAGAUGAGAUCAGAAGAAUAUUUUCCUACACCUACCGCAAUGGGGAGUGGGGUCUCUACUGCAUCGGCUACUCGCCGCUGGGAGUAAUCUGCACUGCCCUCUUUGGCAUUCUCAUAUUCGUGGUUUCGAUUGUCAUAAGUUUGAAGAAGCGCACCUCUGGGUUGCCGCUCGGCCCGUCAAACAGUUUGGUCCUCGCAGCAGCAUGCCACCCGCCAGAGAAUGACCGCUAUGCGGCAAGGAAUCAGAUACAAUGGGGCGCUGUUCAUUCAAGAACAAGAGCGCGGGGAGAACCCUACCACUGCACGAUUUCAAGUCGGAAGGUCGAAGUGCCGGUUGAGGGACGAUUUUACGCAUAGGGGCUUGGACAUUUGUAAGUCAACGCACGCCCUCAGCAUCCCCGCGCCGCCAAUACAAUGAUAUGUAGAGCUCUCUACAAUAAUUUUUCUUACCGAAUUUUCUGGUUUUAAGUACGACUAGG
Molecule: messenger RNA, 2580 nt
Organism: Aaosphaeria arxii CBS 175.79
Lineage: Eukaryota; Fungi; Ascomycota; Dothideomycetes; Pleosporales
Exons: 4
Coding region: 116-2458 (780 amino acids)
Source: RefSeq, a predicted model, not a curated record